Rhagoletis pomonella (apple maggot) is the source of this 912-nucleotide messenger RNA. RefSeq lists its product as uncharacterized. The coding region runs from base 1 to 912 and encodes 303 amino acids. The transcript has a single exon. The record is from RefSeq and is a predicted model, not a curated record. Lineage: Eukaryota; Metazoa; Arthropoda; Insecta; Diptera; Tephritidae.
AUGAGUGCACUAACGUCAUCGAUUCCAGCGCAAGCGAUCAACACCAGCUCAUCCACCUGGGAGCAAAUAUGUCAGUUGCCUUUAGCAGAUCCGUCAUUUGGUCAACCUGGCGCCAUAGAUGUCAUCAUUGGCUCGGAUCAACUAUGGAACCUGUACAAUGGAGAACGCAAAUUCUUUGGUAACGACUUUCCUAUCGCUGUUUUUGGUUGGGUCAUUGCAGGCUCCUACAGUUCUGCUGACGAAGAUUCGACACCUGCUUUGGCACAUCACGCGCAAUUAGACCUUGAUGAAUUAGUUCGUUCUUUUAUGGAGAUGGACCGCGUUCUGCCACCCAAGGCUGUCAUCGACGCAAGUGAUCCCUCUGAACAGCACUUUGCAAAAACACACAGGCGCAACAAAGAUGGAGUGUACGUGGUUCAGUACCCAUUCAAGAACAACGCUCCGCCGAUUGGGGCCACUUUACCACAAGCCCUUAACCGCCUUCAUUCGCUGGAGCGCAAGCUGCUACGAUUUCCGGAAUUAAGGCAGCAAUAUUUUGACUUUAUGGAUGAUUACUUAAGUCGUGGGCAUAUGGAAGUGCUCACAUCGGAGCAGAUAGUUGAGGACCCAGCUACCUGCGUAUAUUUGGCUCAUCACGCCGUACUUAAGCCAAAUAGCUCUACGACGAAAUGCCGAGUGGUAUUUGAUGGCUCGGGCAAAGACGCCACGGGUUUCUCACUUAACGAUCGCUUACAAGUCGGGCCACCAAUUCAACGGGACUUAAUUGGAGUUUGCCUCCGCUUUCGUCAGCACCGUUAUGUAUUUUGCGCCGACAUUGAGAAGAUGUUCUGCGGCAUACAGGUUGCUCCCGAACACACCAACUAUCUGCGCAUCAUAUGGCGCAAAAAUGAAGAUUCCCCUAUUUCUCAUUAA